CUCCGCGUCACCGACUUCGGCAUCAUGGAGGAAAAGCAGGCGGCUGGAACCGAGUGAAGACGACAAAACGCAGGAAACCCGCCGCAUCUCACCAUAUCUUUCCUUUUUUUCCAAAUCGCAGGUCAGUCAAGACACAGCACCGAGGAGACGACGGGAGUGAGAACCGCACAAGAUGAAGCAUUUCCUGAGGGUCGUGACUCAGUUCUUUGUGUUCCUCUACUGUAAAUGUCUGUGGCGAGGACUGAAGUUCGUCGCCAGGAAGUUUACGGGACGCUGUGAGCUGCAGCGGAUCUGCUACAACAACAAGCACGGGGCUCGCCGCACGCUCAAGAUCGAGUCAUCGCUGAGGUACUCCAAAAAUGAGCUGCUGCAGUCUGCGCUCAGCAUCCAUCCUGAUAAAGUGGAGAAAACCAUCGAUGACAUCAUGGCCUUGAAGAAGAUCAAUCCGGACACCAACCCACAGCUGAGCAUCUCCCUCCAGGCUAGUCUGUUUCAGAUCGUGGGCUACAGGAACCUGGUGGCCGAGGUGGAGAAGCUGCGCAAGGAGCCGUACGACUGUGAAAACUCUGAGCAUGAGGACAUGCUGAUGAAGCUAUGGAAAGAGCUGCGUCCCGACACACCUCUCAGCGGUCGCAUCUCAAAACAGUGGUGUGAGAUUGGUUUCCAAGGCAGCGAUCCCAAGACUGACUUCAGAGGAAUGGGCCUACUGGGCCUGCACAACCUGCUGUACUUUGCAGAACAUGACAAGGCCACCGCUCUGCAGAUGCUCCACGACUCCCUGCAGCCCAAGCACAAGAGCACGCACAGAAAGACAAGUGAGAUGAACAAAUCAGAAUGGGAGCAGAAGAACAUAGACAAAGCUAUUGGCUAUUCUUUUGCCAUUGUGGGCAUCAACAUCACAGACCUGGCCUACUCCCUGCUGGUGAGCGGAGCUCUGAAGACCCACCUGUACAACGUGGCCCCGGAGAUGCCCAGCCUGCUGCACUUCCAGCAGACCUUCUGUUACCUGAUGCAGGAGUUCCACCGCUUCUGGAUCGAGGAGGAUCCCAGCGACAUCAUGGAGUUCAACCGGGUCCGCUCCAAGUUCCACCGGAGGAUCCUGCGCCAGCUGAAGAACCCCGACAUGGCGCUGUGCCCCCACUUCUCCGCCUCCGACCUCCACCUGGUCAACCUCUAAACAUGACCUCUGACCGAUGACCCCCCCCAAACACACACACACACACACACACACACACAAAACUCCUCCUACUGAGCUCUCCAUAUCCCAGUAGCAGAGAGACUAAAUUGACUUGCUGGGCCUGCGCACCCAGUAUGCCGGCUUGGAAGACCAA
Myripristis murdjan (pinecone soldierfish) is the source of this 1331-nucleotide messenger RNA. RefSeq names its product ELMO/CED-12 domain containing 1 (gene elmod1). NCBI's taxonomy places the organism in Eukaryota, Metazoa, Chordata, Actinopteri, Holocentriformes, Holocentridae. Bases 173 to 1177 code for a protein of 334 amino acids. The record is from RefSeq and is a predicted model, not a curated record. The transcript has 12 exons. Gene Ontology annotation, molecular function: GTPase activator activity.